AUGGCAUUUGACCACGAUAACUCUGUCCAGGACUUCGCCGUCUCCAAGCAGGAAUACCUGAAGCUGCGUCCAGAUAUGAGUUUCCGCCAUAUUGCCACAAGCGUGCUUGUCGUGAGCCAAAGUUUUGGAGGCGAACCACGAAUUCUGCUCCUUCAGCGUGCGACCAGCGACUCGCAUCCGAACAAGUGGGAGCCUCCAGGAGGAGCCUGCGAUGACGAAGAUCCCAGCAUUCUCCAUGGUGCUGCUCGAGAGCUGCGGGAGGAGACUGGGUUGAAGGUUUCUCGCUUUGAUGCUGUGGUUGGUGAACCUUAUCACUUUGAGGUGAGAAGUGGUCGGAGAGUGGCGCGGUUUCAUUUCGCUAUCAGAAUCAGGGUCGAUAGUGGAGCGUUGCCGGUGGUGAGACUUGAUCCGGCGGAGCAUCAGCAUUUUGUGUGGGCCAGCGAAGCUGAGAUUGUGGCAAGGAAGUCAGGUGGGAUCGGUCUUGAGUUCACGAAUGAUUAUCUGACGGAUGUUCUGGUUCUGACUCUACGGAACUGCGUCCAGCUACCAGUGGCGCUUACAUAA
Molecule: messenger RNA, 564 nt
Organism: Recurvomyces mirabilis
Lineage: Eukaryota; Fungi; Ascomycota; Dothideomycetes; Mycosphaerellales; Teratosphaeriaceae
Exons: 1
Coding region: 1-564 (187 amino acids)
Source: RefSeq, a predicted model, not a curated record